Molecule: messenger RNA, 1352 nt
Organism: Sphaeramia orbicularis (orbiculate cardinalfish)
Lineage: Eukaryota; Metazoa; Chordata; Actinopteri; Kurtiformes; Apogonidae
Product: fucolectin-5
Exons: 6
Coding region: 89-1030 (313 amino acids)
Source: RefSeq, a predicted model, not a curated record
CAACUGGCCAGAACAUCUGUGAGACGAAUAGAAGGUUAGUGCCUGCACUCUUGUACACCAUCCAUCGUCACUUUCAUAUUUCAGAACGAUGAAGCUCAUGGAAGUUGGCCUUUUGCUCUUCCUCCUAAGGAAAUGUUCCAGUGAUUAUCAAAAUGUGGCCUUGCGUGGCAAAGCGACCCAGUCUGACCGCUAUGAACACAUGUUUGGAGCUGCUUAUAAUGCCAUCGAUGGGAACCGAAACUCUGUAUUUGCGGCUGAUUCCUGUACCCACACUGAUGAACAGACCAACCCCUGGUGGAGGGUGGACCUGCUGGACUCCUACAUCAUCACCUCCAUUAAAAUCACUAACAGAGGAGACUGCUGUCCUGAAAGGCUCAACGGGGUGCAGAUCCAUGUUGGAAACUCUUUAGAAGACAAUGGUUUAAGAAACCCAAUUGUUGGAACUAUUGCUGCCAUUGCUGCAGGCUCAACAGACACUCUGUCUUUCACCGACCAUGUGGAGGGACGUCAUGUGAUUUUGGUUUUACCAGGAAUAAACAGGUUUCUCACACUCUGUGAAGUGGAGGUCUAUGGCUACCGGGCACCGACAGGAGAGAACCUGGCAGUUAAAGGGAAGGCCUCACAGUCAUCCCUGUAUCCUGGUGGCAGUCCAUACAACGCCAUCGAUGGGAAUCGUUUCAGUCGUUGGGAAUUGGGCUCCUGCUCUCAUACUGCUGUAGAAAAUGACCCCUGGUGGCGACUUGACCUUGGCAAGACCCACAAAGUGUUUUCUGUGAAAAUAACCAACAGAUUUGAAGUCCCAGAGCGGCUCAUUGGAGCAGAGAUCCUCAUUGGAAAUUCUCUGGAAAAUGAAGGCAACAACAAUACAAGGUGUGCUGUCGUUACUGAGAUCCCAGGAGGUGCUACUGCUGAUUUUCAGUGUGACGGGGCUCAUGGAAUGGAUGGUCGCUACGUAAACAUCAUCAUCCCAGGAAGAAAAGAGUGCCUGACCCUGUGUGAGGUGGAGGUGUACGGCUCUGUCCUGGAUUAAUUUCAAAUCCUGGUUCAGUGGCAAAAGCUAAUCUGUUCUGGAUAUUUUGAUCCAAAUUUAAAUGAUUUUUCCUUAUUCAAACAUGCAGAUGUGAAGACCUGCAGAAUCACAAAUUAGUUAGAUUAAUGCUUAUGUCACUCAAUCUAAAUGUCUUCAAUCUUUUUGCUGGUAUCUGUGACUGGAUAUACUUAUAGACGUAAAGACGACUCUAUCACCCUCUGGUGGCUAGCUGCAGAAUAGCUCGUGAUUGCAGCUUCCUCAUGUUAUUCAGUGGGACUGGGAAAAAUUUCGAGUACAGUCUACUUAACUUGUCCUGAAGGUG